This is a messenger RNA of Brenthis ino (lesser marbled fritillary), 3099 nucleotides long. Lineage: Eukaryota; Metazoa; Arthropoda; Insecta; Lepidoptera; Nymphalidae. The record is from the annotation of a GenBank genome assembly.
AUGUGGUUUUUGGUGAUAAGUCUUUGUUUUGUUAGCUCAAUAUCUUGUGGAGUGAUACGUGAAUCUAGAUUGGUACAAUUGUCACAAGGUCCAGUGCGUGGAUAUAAAGAUGUGGAAUAUGGGAUAUUUGUAUUUCAUAGUAUCCCAUAUGCUACAGCACCGACAGGUCGAGAUAAAUUUAAGGUCCCAUCAUCACCGCCAAAAUGGAGUGAACCAUUAGAAGCCGUGGAUGGAGAUGUCAUAUGUCCUCAAAUUGAUUUUAUGAAUGUAGUCCCAGAUAAUAAGAUACCCAAAGAAGAUUGUCUCCUUGUAAAUAUUUAUGCUCCUGAUAGUAAAAAAACGCAACUCCCAGUAGUCGUUUAUGUUCACGGCGGUGCAUUCAUUGAAGGCUGGAGUGAUCUAUUUUCACCAAAGGGCUUAGUUAAAACUGGAGAGGUUAUCGCAAUUACAUUUAACUAUAGAUUAUCCGCGCCCGGUUUUCUAUGUCUGGGUACAAAUAAUAUUCCCGGGAAUGCCGGCAUGAAAGACCAAGUAGCACUAUUGCGAUGGGUAAAGGAAAAUAUUAAAAACUUUGGCGGUAAUCCUAAUGAUGUCAUAUUAUCAGGCUUUAGUUCUGGAGCUUCAGCUGUAGAUCUUUUGAUGAUUUCAAAAAUGACAAAAGGUUUAUUCCAUAAAGUCAUUCCAGACAGUGGAUCGAGUUUAGCAUCAUUUGCUGUUCAGCCAGACCCUCUGAAAAAUGCCAAGGAAUAUGCUAAAUUAUUAAACUUCAAUGAUGUCGAUAAUUUGAUUGCCUUGGAAGAAUUUUAUAGAAAUAUCCCAUAUGAACAAUUACUAUCGGUACCAGUAUUAAAUAGAACAGAUUCCAUGUUUUUGAUGUCGCCCUGUGUUGAGCGUGAUCUAGGGGAAGAAAGGUUUCUUGAGGACAACCCUGUUAAUAUAUUGAAAAGUGGCAAUUUUACUAAAUAUCCUACGUUAGUUGGAUUUUCUAAUAUGGAAGGUUUAUUCUUUAUACAAAUGUUUGAAUAUUGGAAGAAUAUGAUGAAUACCCGGUUUUCUGAUUUUUUACCGGGAGAUUUACAUUUUCAAGAUGACAAAGAAAAAGAAGAAGUUGCAGAACAAGUAAAAAAGUUUUAUUUUAAAAACAAAUUGGUUGGAAAAGAUACUAUAACUGCAUACGUAGAUUAUUUAUCGGAUGUUGUAUUUGUUAAUUCACUACUGAAAUCUGUCAAGUUACAAGUGGAAGCUGGAAAUAGUCAGAUGUAUUUCUAUGAAUAUUCUUAUAUUGAGAAAAGUAUACCACCGAUACCUUACACGAACAUACGUGGUGCAAUUCAUUGUUCUCAAACGUUUGCAAUAUUAGAUGGUUUUUUCAAUGGAACUAUGGUGCCAGAAAUAUAUAUAUCUGAAGAACUGAAAGAAAUAAAAAAAAGUAUGAGGAAAAUUUGGCUAAGUUUUAUAACUACAGGCUGCUGCCUUAAAAUGUGGGAGUGUGUAUUGGUUAGUAUGUGCUUUAUAGCGGCUAGUGCUGGUUGGUCAGAAGACACAAAUUCAAAACUAGUGAACAUUACUCAAGGCCCUGUGCGCGGCUACAAGGACCCCAAUGAAGAUAUCACAGUUUUCUACAGUAUUCCAUACGCUAAAGCUCCUACUGGUCCCGAUAAAUUUAAGGCACCAUUACGGGUUCCUACUUGGACAGAUCCAUUAGAAGCAGUUGACCAAAAAAUAGUAUGUCCACAGAAUAUUUCACCAUUCGUUCAAAGAACUUUUCAAGAAGACUGUCUUAUCGCAAAUGUUUACGUACCAAAUACAGAAGAGCAAAAUCUCCCAGUCGUAGUGUAUAUACACGGUGGCGGCUUUGUUAUAGGUUAUGGGGAUCUAUUUAAACCAAAAAAACUAGUUGCCAGUAAAAAAGUUGUUGCUGUUACAUUUAAUUACAGACUCGGUGCACAUGGUUUUCUAUGCCUGGGUACAAAAGACAUACCAGGUAAUGCCGGCAUGAAAGACCAAGUUGCAUUACUUCGCUGGGUUAAACAGAAUAUUGCAAGUUUUGGUGGAAACCCCGAUGACAUCACAAUAAGUGGAUUUAGCGCUGGAUCUUCCUCUGUUGGACUUUUAAUGAUAUCAAAGAUGGCACAAGGUUUAUUUAAAAAAGGUAUUCCAGAAAGCGGAGAUAUUUUUUCGCCUUACAGUAUGCAAACGAAACCUGUUCAAGUUGCAAAAGAGUACGCUCAGUUAAUAAAUUUUAAUAAUGUGGAUGAUAUUAAUGCUUUAGAAACUUUCUUUAAAAAUGUAUCUUAUGAAGUUAUGACUUCGGCUGACAUAUUAAGCAGAGCUGACUCCACUUUUCUCUUUGCACCUUGCGUUGAGCGAGACUUUGGACAAGAAAGAUUUCUUGAUAAUAGCCCCAUGGAUAUAAUAAAUCGUGGCGAAUUCAAGAAAAUACCUUUAUUGUCUGGAUUUACAAGUAUGGAGGGCUUAAUGCGUAUUUCGAAUUUUGAUCAAUGGAAAAUUGAAAUGAAUAAAAAAUUUUCUAACUUCUUACCAGCUGAUUUGUAUUUUAAGAACAAUGAAGAGAGGGAUAAGGUUGCUCAAACAAUUAAACAGUUUUAUUUUAAUAAUCAACCCGUCGAUAACAACAAUGUACUGGAUUAUGUUAACUUACUUUCAGAUAUGCUUUUUACGUGCCCAACUUUAAGAUCAACAAAAUUACUGCUAAAAAGUGGCAAUGAACAUAUAUAUUUCUAUGAAUAUACUCAUGUUGAUAAUUGUACAGCAAAGGUACCAUACACCGAUGUGAGAGGCCCCACACAUGUGGCUCAAACAAGUACCAUUUUAGAAGAAGAUCUUCGAAAUUGUACUGAUGAUAAAGAUAUAGAGGAAUGGAAAUCAUUAAUGAGAGAAAUUUGGCUAAACUUUAUAACGGAGGGGAUACCCGAAAGCCCUAGUCUUCCAGAAUGGCCGCCCCUUCGUGCAGACUCUUUUAACUAUAUGGAUCUUAAUCGAAAUCCAUCACUUAAAACUUCUCUUCUACAAGAAAGAUGUUCCUUUUGGGAAGAAAUUUACAAUAAGUUUUAUCAAAAUCCUCUUCCACCUGAAUAU